Molecule: messenger RNA, 1510 nt
Organism: Dendroctonus ponderosae (mountain pine beetle)
Lineage: Eukaryota; Metazoa; Arthropoda; Insecta; Coleoptera; Curculionidae
Product: GILT-like protein 1
Exons: 3
Coding region: 341-1039 (232 amino acids)
Molecular function (GO): oxidoreductase activity, acting on a sulfur group of donors, disulfide as acceptor
Source: RefSeq, a predicted model, not a curated record
AGAAGAGUACAAGAUAUAACCCUACAAUUACCUAUUUAUUAAUUGGGCGACUAAUUCAGUCUAUCUGUGCAAAUUUAUUUAUCUACUUUCGAGUUUUAAGAAUGUGACGUAUUUAGCAAAUAGUACCUAUAUAGAGCUAAAAUCAUGUCAAUAUUGCAAAUUUAUAGUAGUUAGGAGUGUUUUCAUGUACCGUAAUAGCCCUUUUUUAACAAGGUGUUCAAGCUGCUAGACUUAUUUUUGCCUUUAGCAUUAAGAAAAUAAUAUUGCCUUUCCAUUCGGAGGCAGCAUAAAAUAUUGAAGGAUAAUGAUAUAAUUGGUUAUUCAAUAAUUCUAGCUGAACAUGAAUCCAAAGUACUCUAAAAUUAUACUUAUCCUAAUUUUCAUGAUAAUAUUGUAUAAAGCAUUCAAAUCAUACAUUUUUCCUGGUAGGAAUUCUAUCGAGCAAUUGAUUGUUAUAGAUGAAUCAGGACGCGAAAUUGAGAAAGUCAAAGUCUCGGUAUAUUAUGAAGCCCUAUGUCCUGAUUCAAAGUUCUUUAUUACAUAUCAACUUGUUCCUGCAUAUGAAGAACUGAAGGAGUUCUUGAUACUAGAUUUAAUUCCGUAUGGCAAAGCCGAGACAAUUAUUAAUGAAGACGGGAAAAUUAUUUUUCGCUGCCAACAUGACCAAGUUGAAUGUUAUGCUAAUAAAAUACAUGCCUGUGUCAUUGAUGAAAUAACAAAUCCUGAGAAGCAAUUGAAAUAUAUUUCUUGUAUGAUCACUGACAAUUUAAUACCAGAUGGUGCCGGAGAAAGGUGUGGUCAGGAACAAAAUAUCGAUUUCAAGCGAAUAAACAAAUGCGCCACCGAACAAGAAGGGUCCUUAUUGUUGAAGAAACACGGCGACAGAACCAAUGGCUUGAAACCGAAAGUAAAAUUUAUUCCUACAAUAGAAUUGAAUGGCAGUCAAGGUGUUGAAACACAAGCGGCUAUUUUGAAGAAUUUGUUAAAAGUCGUAUGCAGUGUAUUCAAAAACAAACCAAUUAGAUGCGACAGGAUCUAGAACUGCGUCCUGCGAACUCUUCUAGAAUUUUUAUUUGCUUUGUGGGUAAUUUUGACUAUUAUAACUCUACCAUAGAUUAUCCUUCACAGUUUUUACCUAUUUCAUAAUGUAGACGAAUAGGUUUAAAAAUUACAAAUUAUUUUUGUAAACAUUUUUUGAGCGCUUUCUAUAAAUGCGAUUUUAACCUGUUUAUGGUUAAAUUUCACACUGAUAUGGCAAACUUGUUUUCCACUGAAGAUAUGGCCUAUUAGAAAAAUAGUGGCUUUUCUAAAUCUUAGCAGAUAUGUGACGAAUUAAAUCAAUAUACAUAGUUUCUGAUUAGGUGUAUAAAUCUAUUAGCUCUCUAUUUCAGUAAGUAAAUCAUUUACCAUGACCCUUAUCGCAAACAUUUAUUACGUUAUUUUUUGUAUAUAUUUAUAAGGAUGCUUUUCCCAUUAAGAUCCAUUGAACUGAAUAGACAUUUCAAGAUGC